Messenger RNA from Medicago truncatula (barrel medic), 1848 nucleotides. Its product is annotated as V-type proton ATPase subunit G1. Gene Ontology annotation, cellular component: vacuolar proton-transporting V-type ATPase, V1 domain; vacuolar proton-transporting V-type ATPase complex. Gene Ontology annotation, molecular function: ATP hydrolysis activity; proton-transporting ATPase activity, rotational mechanism. Bases 908 to 1618 code for a protein of 236 amino acids. The transcript is spliced from 5 exons. Gene Ontology annotation, biological process: proton transmembrane transport. NCBI's taxonomy places the organism in Eukaryota, Viridiplantae, Streptophyta, Magnoliopsida, Fabales, Fabaceae. The record is from RefSeq and is a predicted model, not a curated record.
UUGCUUACAUUUUGAAGAAUGUGUCAAGAAAAUAAAACACAGCAUUCUUCCAUUUUUAGAGUUUCUUUCCUUCAUGAUCAUACAUGUGAAAAAGAAAUUAAGGUUGAGUGAUAAAUUGGAAGAACACUAAGAAGAAUGUCGAGCUCGUUUCCCUUCAACCUAAAAUAGACGUCGCCGCCAAUAAACUAUCGAAGAAGAACAAAUACAACGAGGAGAAAAAGAAACCCGACAACAACAAAAUCGAUGAGAGAAAACCGAAGAAAAAUCCUCCAAACAAGUUAGAAAUUUCAGUACCUUCUUCGAUACAAUGCGCAAUGACGACACAAAAACAAAACUCAUCCUAGAUGAUUCAUAAUUGAUUCGUUUUUGUCUUUCUUUUUCGUGAUGAUUGAGUUCCUCUUCGUUUUUAUUUUGUUUGAAUUUUCACUUGAAUAGCUUUAUCUCAAUAACUAUUUUAAUUUUCUAUUUUUUCCAGUUGGUUCAAAUUCAAAACACGGUCGUUUUUAAGACUAGUUGAUAGAUGCGAAGGAAAUUGUACCAGAUAUGGCGGAGAAGGUGAUACGAAAUGUGAAGGUGGUUCAACCAAAGAAAGAUGAUGGUAAAAAUAAAGAGAAAGAUGAAGGGAAAUCAAACUUAAGGGGCACCAAGAACCCAUACGUAUAUGUGACUUAUAAAAAAUUAUUUCUUAAAAAAAGUUAAGUAUUUCAUUUUUCAAUGCAUUGUUAUACAAAUUUUCAUAAAAACAUAUUAUUUAAGUAAGUCAUUUAAGAUUGUCCCAGAGACACUCAUCAGCAUUUCACAUAAAAAAAUAGAGCACCAAAUUCAUUAUUUAUAUGACACUUAAAAUCAGAGGGACGAUCUUGGAUGUUUGUAAAAAUAAUCAAUCAAAACUUCCUUCGUUUUUUUUAUGGUAGCUUCCUUCAAAAUUUAUAGUGUCGUCUUUGAAUCUAGGACACCAUCAAAGAUAUUCAACCUAACAAUGUCGGUAUUAUCGGUUGUACCUGACCUUAAAGUUAAUUCUUUUAAAAUUCUAACAUUUUUUUUAGGGAUAAAUUCUAACUUUUUUCCUUUUUUGUUGAUAAUAAUAUUUUAUGUCCUAAUAAAUCAUUUUCCAAUCUCAUCACACAAAGUGCGCAGUUUGACUUGGUAUGUAACAAAACUAUAUUUGCACUACUUUCGGACAAUUCAUAUUUGUGAACAAUUUCUCCAUCAAAUGAUAUCAAAUUUCUUCAAUAUUCCUCCAACACCUUAUUUUCGAAAAAUUUCCUUUCUUUUGUUAUUACCAAUGGAUCCCUUUAAAGGUCAAGGAGGCAUUCAAAUGCUUCUAACUGCUGAACAAGAAGCCCAACACAUUGUUUCAAAUGCAAGAAAUUUGAGGACUCAAAGGUUGAAGCAAGCAAAAGAUGAAGCUGAAAGGGAGGCAGCUCAAUACAGAUCUCACAUGGAAGAAGAAUAUCAAAAGUCACUAACAGAGACAACUGGGAGCUCUGGAUUAAAUGUAAAAAGGCUUGAUCAAGAGACAGAUACUAAGAUUGGAGACUUAAAGCAAUCAGGUUCAAAGGUCUCAACAGAAGUUGUUGACAUGCUACUCAAGUAUGUUACAAAUAUUAAAACAUAAUGGCCUAAGUAAUUGAUGAAGACAACAAUAUGAGAAGUCACCACCUACAAUAAAGCAAGCAGAGCUAAGAAGAUUCAUUAGUUGCUUUCACUCUUGUUUGCCAUUGCAUAAAGACUUGGCUAAAUGCUUCUGCCUCCACCAAAAAUCACUUGUGACAAAAUGAACAAAAGCUUUGAUUUUCUCUCGUAUUUAACAUAUAUACUUAGUAAUAUAUAUUUUUAUUAGUGUAA